Messenger RNA from Ostreococcus lucimarinus CCE9901, 1419 nucleotides. RefSeq lists its product with no specific name. The transcript has a single exon. Gene Ontology annotation, molecular function: ATP binding; nucleic acid binding. Lineage: Eukaryota; Viridiplantae; Chlorophyta; Mamiellophyceae; Mamiellales; Bathycoccaceae. Gene Ontology annotation, cellular component: mitochondrion. The record is from RefSeq and is a predicted model, not a curated record. The coding region runs from base 1 to 1419 and encodes 472 amino acids. Gene Ontology annotation, biological process: mitochondrial large ribosomal subunit assembly.
AUGACGGACCCGCGGGAGCAGUUGCUCGAUUGGCGGUCGCUCGGAAUGGCGAACUGGAUCGCGUCUCGGGCGGAGGAUUUAGGGUUCCGAUAUCCCACGGCGAUUCAGCGACGGGCGGCGCUGGCGAUGAUGAACGUGAACGACGUGGUUAUUUCGAGUCAGACGGGGAGCGGGAAGACGCUGGCGUACCUCAUGCCGAGCAUCGACGGGUUGAAUUACGUGGGGAGAGGGAUGCUGCAGUUGCUGGUGAUCGUGCCGACGAGAGAACUGGUGGUACAGAACUCUAUGCUGAUAUGGCGCAUACUCGGAGGGAACGUGAGCACGCAGAGACCAGGAGAUUCGGGUAACAUCUUUAGAUACAUCGGUCCCCGCGGCGUGAAGGUGAAGGGCGCGUUUGAUUUUGAAAAGCACGUGUUGAAUCCGGAUCCCGACUUAUGCAUCGCGGAAAUCGUCGUCGGAACGCCCGAAGAGCUCAAAGAUUUGAAGCUACAAGGAGAUUUAGAGGUGGAUCUGGCACAAUUCAUCAUCGCCGACGAAGCGGAUGUGCUCUUCGACAAGCACCCAGAUGCGAUGGAUGUGUUGCUCAAACCGUCACCAUACGAGCCAGUGAUGGAGGACCGAUGCGUGUGUCUUAGUGGCGUGGCGUUGUCGCAAGAGAUCGUCGAUCGGUGCACAUCUAAAGGUCUAAUGAAGGAUCCCAUUUGGAUCACCACGGGCGGCGGUAUGCGCGUGCCCCCGGGCAUCACGCACCGAAUGCUCGUCGUGAAGGACCGUUCUCGCAAGCUUAUCGCACUCACGCGACAGCUUCGUAAAGAUCUCGAAGAAGCAGGAGAAGAUGCACCACCGCCGCGAACGUUCAUUUUUGUUCCGAAUAGCGAAGCGGCGAAAGUUACGGCUGGGCCCGUGCGGAAGGCGCUCUGGGGCGAACACAAGCUGUUGAUGUUGCUCCCCGAGGGCACCGAGGCUUUGCGAACGGUUCAAGAUUUCAAGAACAACAAGGCUAGCAUAUUAGUGUGCACGUCUGAAAGUGAGCGGGGGCUGGAUAUGCCAAAUAUUCAGCACAUUUAUAGUUUAGACGCUCCUUCAACGAGCAGUUAUUUACAUCGAGCCGGUCGAUGCGGGCGUCUCGGUACCAUGGCCCCAGGCGUAGUAACCUCCGUCGUGAGCGAAGAUGAAGUCAAGGCUCUGAAGCAGGCGUACUUCAACCUCGAGAUCAAUGACUUCAUGGAAUUAGAGGAGCUGCCGCAGCGUGAAUUCGAAACGGAAGAAGAGACUCAGCAAGCGUUACUCGACGAUCUCUUCUUCUUGAUGGAUACGAACGCUGACGUCGUCAACGCUUUGGAACAAAUUUUCGACAAAAGUGCGGACGAGGACGAGGACGAGGACGAAGACGAAGACGAGGAAGACAUUAGCAAGUAG